Messenger RNA from Candida tropicalis MYA-3404, 3846 nucleotides. It is a transcript of the gene ROA1, whose product is annotated as Roa1p. The record is from RefSeq and is a predicted model, not a curated record. Gene Ontology annotation, cellular component: membrane. Gene Ontology annotation, molecular function: ABC-type transporter activity; ATP hydrolysis activity; ATP binding. Lineage: Eukaryota; Fungi; Ascomycota; Pichiomycetes; Serinales; Debaryomycetaceae. Bases 1 to 3846 code for a protein of 1281 amino acids. The transcript has a single exon.
AUGAAAGAGGAAAAAGAAGAAAAUCAUUUACAACUACAACCAAAUAGUGUAUUAAACAUCGCGGAAGAUCAAAGAGUUGGAUUAAAAGUACGAAAUUUAACAGUAUCCGUUAAAUCCCAACAACGAAAAAUUCAAGAUACUGAAUCAAAUGAACAAAUAAUUUCAAAUAUUCUAGACAAUGUAUCAUUUGAUUUAAAAUGUGGUCAAUUAAUGGCAAUUAUGGGUGGUUCAGGAAGUGGGAAAACUACGUUAUUAAAUACAUUAUCUCAAAGAACAAAUAUAACCAAUAAGAAUUUACAAUUUUCAGGUACAAUAAAUUAUGAGACUUCAUUACUGAAUACUACAAAUGGUCAUAUAAAACAUGCUUAUAUGUUACAAACAGAUAUUUUUUUACCUGGUUUAACAUUAUGGGAAACAUUAUCAACACAAGCUGAUUUAAGAUUACCUCCACAUGUUAGCAAGACAGAAAAAAUCGAAUUAAUAGAAUAUAUAUUGGAUGUAUUGGAGUUAUCUAGACUUCGAAAUACUCAAGUAUCUUCAUUUGGAACUCAUGGAUCAACAUUAUCUGGAGGCGAACAGAGAAGAGUUUCUUUGGCUAUUCGAUUAUUAUCAAAACCAGCAAUUUUAUUCCUAGAUGAACCAACUACUGGAUUAGAUACUUCUUCAUCAUUGAAAUUAAUUCAUGUAUUGAAAAAAUUAGCAUCUCCUGAAUAUGGUAUUACUAUUAUAUUAUCAAUUCAUCAACCAAGACCAGAAAUCACAGAAUUGUUUGAUAAAAUUUGUUUAUUGACUAGAGGUGGAAGAUUAGUUUAUUUUGGUAAUUUAUCUGAUGCAGAUAGUUAUUUUAACAAUAUUGAUUUCUUGAAACAAGAAGAACAAGAUCAUUCCAAGAAUAUACUUGAAUAUAUUAUGGAUUUAUCAGUUAAGGAUACUACUUCAAAAGAAAAAGAACUACAAACAGUAGAGAGAAUUAAUAAAUUAGUCGGGACUUGGAAGUCUACUCAUCCAUUUACUUCAGAAAUUGAAAAUGAUAAUAAUGGUGGUCGAUUUCAUAAGAACUUAAAAUUAUUCACUAAACCUAAAUCAGAUAAGAUUUCAUUUAUAAGAGAAAUAACUGUUCUUACUGAACGUACAUUUAAAUUAACAUAUCGUGAUUAUAAAGCUUUAACUGUGUUUAAUGUUGGUUCAAUUAUUCUUGCUAUCACAAUUGGAUGGAUGUUUUAUAGACCUAAACAUGAUUUAGCAGGGAUAAGAUCAUUAAUAUCUACUUUGUAUGUUGCAUUAGAGGUUGUCGGGUUUGUUCCUAUGUAUAUUGAAAUUGAAAGAUUAUGGACAACAGAUGGGGUUUUCUUUUAUAGAGAAUAUCUGGAAGGACAAACAAGUAUAUCUGGUUUUUUAAUAUCAAGAAGAUUGGGUAAAUUAUUUUUGGAAGAUAUUCCUAUGACUUUAUUGUUUUCUGUUAUAACCUAUUUCAUGUGGGGAUUACAAACUAGCAAUGGUAGUCAUUUUGGUAUUUAUUUUACUAUUAUUCUUUUAAUUGAAUUUUGUUGUAUGAAUGUUGCUAUGCUUGCAUUUGCAAUUGCUCCAGAUUUUUCCAUUUCUUCAUUGAUUAUAAAUAUUACGUAUCAAAUUCAAAAUAAUGCAUGUGGUUAUUUUGUUAAUGCUGCCACUAUGCCAGUAUAUGUUAGAUGGACAAAAUACUUGGCUUAUUUCUGGUAUUCUUUUGGUGCAUUAAUGAAUAAUCAAUUUCAUGGAUGGUUUGGUGAUUGUCCUUAUGAAGGUGGAUUUAGUAAUCCUCAAUGUGAAGAGUACACCGGUAGUUAUCAAAUUAAAUUACUUGGAUUCCCAACUGGAUGGAUAGGUGCACCAAUUGGAUAUUUAUGUAUCUGGGUCGUGGGAUAUUUAGUUGUCGCAGCAGUGAUUUUUAAAUUCAAAUCACAUGACAUAGGUAUGGCAAAAAUCAAAAAGAACAAAAUUGGUGGUGAGGAAGAAGAAGAAGAUGAACAUCAAAAGAAAGAUAAAAACACCGAUGGAGAAAAGGAUUAUAUCACCGAUAAACAUGAUUUGGAAAUUAAUAUCAAUGACAUUUACUUGGAGAUUAGAAACAAGAGUUUCUUUGGGAAAGUCACAUCUACAAAGACAUUAUUAGAUAAUAUCAGUGCUACUUUUGAAGCAAAUAAAGUUAAUGUAAUCAUGGGUCCAUCCGGGAGUGGUAAAACAACUUUGUUGAAUUAUUUAUCCAAUAGACUUUCACGUACUGUUAAUUUUGUAUCAAGAGGAUCAAUUAAAAUCAAUGGAUGUCAAGAAAUCAGUAGAAAAGAGCUUGCUAAUGUUUCAGCAUAUGUUACCCAACAUGAUAAUGCAUUAAUUGAUGUAUUGACAGUUAGAGAAACUUUAUAUUAUCAAGCAAAACUCAGAUUACCGUUGGAUCAACAUCAUAAUAUUCCAGUUAUAAUUAAUAAAUUAAUUAGACAAACGGGAUUGGUGGAUUGUGCUGAUACUUUGGUUGGAUCAGAAUAUACUAAAGGUAUAAGCGGUGGUGAAAAGAGAAGACUUUCUAUUGCGGUACAAUUAUUAAGUAGACCAAAAGUUUUAUUCCUUGAUGAGCCCACAUCUGGGUUAGAUUCUGCUACUGCAGAAACUAUAUUAUUGUUGUUAGAUGAUUUAGCUAAAGAGAAUAAUACUACUGUUAUUUUAACUAUUCAUCAACCUAGUGAAAGCAUGUUUUAUAGAUUUGGAUCAUUGUUAUUAUUGGGGACUGGUGGUAAAGUCAUCUACGAUGGAUGUUCUCAAGGUAUUGUUGAUUAUUUAAACCAUUUAGGAUAUACCAAUCCAAAGGGGAAUAACAUUGCUGAUUAUAUUUUAGAUUUGGUCUCCAAAGGUUUAGAAGAAGACAAACAACAACUGGAUAAAAGAAUUGAUGAUUUGAUUUGUCAUUGGAAGAAAAGUGGGUAUAAGAUCAAUCAAGGUAGUAUUGUCACGUAUCUGGAAGAGGUUAUUGAUCUUCCACAAUAUUAUUAUAAAAGAUUACCUAUAUUUGUUACUUUCCCAACCAUUGUGAAACGUCAGUUAUUAACUUCUUAUCGUUGUAAAGAUGUUGUUAUUAAUCGUGCCGGUCAAACUAUUUUCUUAGCCAUUGUACAUACAUUAUAUUUCACCCCAUUAAGAAAUUCCCAAGAUGGUAUUAGUAACAGAUUAGGGUUGGUUCAAGAAGUGCUCAAUUUGUAUUUUGCAGGGUUGAUCAAUAACAUCACUUUGUAUCCAUAUGAAAGAGAUUUAUUUUAUCAAGAAUAUCGUGAUGGAAUCUAUGGAGUUUCUGAAUUUGGAUUAUCAUAUUUCAUAAAUGAAUUACCUACAGAAAUCAUUCCAUGUUUGAUAUUUUCUGCUUUAAUUGUCUUUGCUGUUGGAUUACCAAGAACAGCCGGGAUGUUUUUUGCCAUGUUUGGUGCGGGAUUUAUAUCCAUUAAUUGUGGUGAAUCAUUGGGUAUUUUUGUUAAUAGUCUUUUCAAUCAUCUUGGAGUUGCAACGAAUGUUUUAACUACUUUGGUGGUAUUGGCUAUUUUCAUGGGUGGUACUAUGUCAUUACACAUGCCACAUUUUUUCAAAGCAUGGAAUUAUCUUAAUCCAAUGAAAUAUGCUGUUGCUAUUUGUACAAAUUUAGGAUUUAAGGAUCAAAAUUUUAGUUGUCCAGCAGAAACAUGUUUAUUGAAUACUGGUGAAGAUGUGUUGAAAUAUUAUAAUUUACAACAAAAUAUGGGUGGUAUGAUUGGUGGUUUAAUUGCGUGUUUUGUAAUUUAUAGAGCAAUUGCCAUCGCUUCCAUCUAUGUAAGAGUUAAAUGGUUUUAA